AUGGCGUUGGAGUCCCCCCCAUCCCCGGUCCAGAACUCCCCUCGCGUCACCCGGAAGUAUUCGCGGAUCCUUCCACCCAGUUCAAUAAAACAAAGCCACCGGGCCGAGCGGACUUCCGACGGCUCGGCGCCCGCGGAGCUGAAUGUCCGGGCGGCGGCCGCCCCAGGCGGAGGCUCCGGCUGCGGCUGCCGCUCGUCCGCCGCCUGCUCGGGCCGCCGCUGCCGCCGCGCGGCGCGCACAGCCGGGGCUUGCGUGACACCAGGCCCCGGCCCCGGGCCGCGGGAGGAGGAAAUUCCCUACAAAAUAGCAGUGGUUCCGAGAAAAGGAUCACAACAAAAUAUUGAAUAA
Molecule: messenger RNA, 348 nt
Organism: Rangifer tarandus platyrhynchus (Svalbard reindeer)
Lineage: Eukaryota; Metazoa; Chordata; Mammalia; Artiodactyla; Cervidae
Source: the annotation of a GenBank genome assembly